This is a messenger RNA of Diabrotica virgifera virgifera (western corn rootworm), 405 nucleotides long. RefSeq names its product nacrein-like protein P1. Bases 1 to 405 code for a protein of 134 amino acids. NCBI's taxonomy places the organism in Eukaryota, Metazoa, Arthropoda, Insecta, Coleoptera, Chrysomelidae. The transcript is spliced from 2 exons. The record is from RefSeq and is a predicted model, not a curated record.
AUGAUAAUUUCCAGGGCUAGUCACAUCCAAGAAUAUAGCUUUUGCCUCUGUGUCUCAAAACUACAGUUUGCAUUAGUUGCCAUUAGUUGCAUCUCUUAUUACGUGCUAACACCUGUCGAGGCCAAAAACUUUGAUCCGCACCAUGUCCGUCCUGAUACUCCUACCGAACAACCAAUACCAGAUAGUCCAACUUUGGGUCAUGCACAUCAUCAACACCAUAAUGGUCAUAAUGGGCAUAACGGACAUAACGGACACAACGGUAACAACGGUCAUCAUGGACAUAAUGGACAGAACGGACAUCACGGACAAAAUGGUCAUCAUGGACAAAACGGCCAUAAUGGACAUAAUGGUCACAAUGGACACAAUGGACAUAAUGGACAUAAUGGACAUCAUGGUCAUCAUUAG